Emiliania huxleyi CCMP1516 is the source of this 1366-nucleotide messenger RNA. RefSeq lists its product as hypothetical. The coding region runs from base 17 to 1366 and encodes 449 amino acids. The record is from RefSeq and is a predicted model, not a curated record. Gene Ontology annotation, molecular function: hydrolase activity, acting on carbon-nitrogen (but not peptide) bonds, in linear amides. Lineage: Eukaryota; Haptophyta; Isochrysidales; Noelaerhabdaceae. The transcript is spliced from 8 exons.
CCUGCACCCCUUGGCCAUGCACAUGAGUCGCCUCGCUCUCCUCGCCAUCCCGGCAGUCGUGGCCUUCUCGUCCACUCCGGAGUCAAUGGUCACGGUCAAGGGAAUCACCACGGAUUGCGACGGCAGCCAGUGCUUCAACCGUCUUCACCCCUCCAUCCCGAUGGCGGCGAUGGCCGAGCCCGACCAGGUUAUCCUGUUCGACACGCCACAGGCCACCUCCGACUACAAGAACACCUCCUGCACCUCAUGCAACUUCGACUUUGAAAGGAACACCAAGCACAUUCGCACGCUGCACCAGCUCGCGGGCCCAGUCGGCAUCGCAGGUGCCGUCGCGGGCGACAAGAUUGCCAUCACGAUCCUCGACAUCGAAGCCAAGACGCAGGGGUGGAACCACGCCGCUCCCAACCUUGGCAUGCUGUCCGACAUGGUCACGGCGGGCACUUUCAACUGGUGGAUGCCCAAGGGGCCCAACCCGGCCAAGCCUGAUUGCUGGGUGAGCGAGCUGUUUCCCGACGUCGAGAUCCCGUACAACCCCUUCCCCGGCAUUGUCACCGUGCUACCCAACAUGGAGAUCGUACAGCGCGUGAAGGAGCGCGAGAUCACCGUCCUCGAGGCGGGCGGCACGGCGCAACCUGCCGGCUCGGGCACAAUGGGUCUGACCGGCGACAUGCCCUCGGCCUUUCCGUCGAGCGUGUGCGGCGAGGGCGGGUCCGACCCCGAGAACUGCCUGCGGACCAUCGCUCCCGAUGUCUAUUACGGGAACGAAGACUCGCAGCGCAUCACCGUUGGCAACACCCUCGUCAUCGAGUGUUUCGUUGACGGCUGCGGCAUCGGCAUCGGUGAUGUGCACGGCGCACAGGGCGAUGGCGAGGUCUCGAUCACCGCCAUCGAGAUGGAGGCCCUCGUCAAGGUCAAGGUCAAGCUCAUCAAGCCGGACGACCCGAUGUAUCAUCUGCCCUCUCCGACGACUCUCGGCGCGUCGCUCAACCCGCUGCACUCGUCGCCGUUCGUCUCGUUCCACGGCUUCGGCGACAAGCCGGAACCCAUCCCCGAUUUUGCCGGCGAGGCCAACUUUCCGUGGCCGAUCCAGCAGCACAUCACCUUUGGGGAGGUCAUGAACAACAUGACCUUUGUCGCUGACAACCUGCAGAUGAGCGGGCGCAACGCACUGAUCAAGUGCAUCAAGUUCCUGCACGACGUCCUUGACUACUCGUUUAACCAGGGCCUCAUCCUCGCGUCGGUCGCCGUCGACUUGCGCGUCGCCCAAGUCGUUGACAAGCCGCAGGCUUCGAUGGAGGCCUACCUGCCGCUCGACAUCUUCACGGGCGAGGCGAAAGCCAAGAUGAUGGCUGCCGUUGGCAUGUAG